Aedes albopictus (Asian tiger mosquito) is the source of this 3927-nucleotide messenger RNA. RefSeq lists its product as uncharacterized. The transcript is spliced from 2 exons. Gene Ontology annotation, molecular function: nucleic acid binding; zinc ion binding. NCBI's taxonomy places the organism in Eukaryota, Metazoa, Arthropoda, Insecta, Diptera, Culicidae. Bases 1 to 3927 code for a protein of 1308 amino acids. The record is from RefSeq and is a predicted model, not a curated record. Gene Ontology annotation, biological process: DNA integration.
AUGGCACCCACUACAAGGAAAGGAGCAUCUCUGCGGCAGCUGCAGAUGCAGUUGGAGGACGUAACGCUUUCCUUUGACGACAUUGCAUCUUUCAUCCAGAAAUUCAAUGACCAGACUACAGCUUCACAAGUUGAAGUUCGUUUGGAGAAAAUUGAUACGUUAUGGGAGAAAUUCAGUGACGCUUUAGUGGAACUGAAAUCGCAUGAAGAUUUUGAAGACGAGGAGAAGUGUUUCGAGAAACUGCGGGUGAAAAUAAGCGAACGGUACUAUGAAGGGAAGUCUUUUUUGAAGGAUAAGGUUAAGGAACUGCAUGAGCCGUCCGAUUUGGAACAAUCCGUUCGUGAACCGUCUAUGCUGGGUGUUCUCGAUCACGUUCGUUUGCCGCAGAUCAAGCUGCAAACGUUCAGCGGGGAAAUCGAUGAAUGGUUGAGCUUCAGGGAUUUGUUCACCUCAUUGAUUCACUGGAGAACCGAUUUGCCAGAGGUGGAGAAAUUCCAUUACUUGAAAGGAUGUCUUCAAGGUGAACCGAAAAGUAUGGUCGAUUCGUUGAAGAUUACCAAGGCUAAUUAUCAGAUCGCUUGGGACACCUUGUGUAAGCGAUACAACAACAACAAGUUGCUGAAGAAGAAGCAAGUUCAAGCUUUGUUCAAGCUUCCGACCCUCUCCAAGGAAUCCAUAUCCGAGUUGCGAACUCUAGUGGAAGGUUUCGAUCGGAUCGUCCAAACGCUCGAUCAAAUCGUGGAUCCGGCGGACUAUAAGAACUUGUUGCUAGUGAAUCUACUAACUAUGCGUCUGGAUCCAUACACCCGCCGCGCAUGGGAAGAAUGUGCGGCUACUAAGGAACAAGAUUCACUAGAGGACCUAACCGAAUUCCUUCGGAAACGAAUUCAAGUUCUAGAAUCGCUUCCGCCAAGGUCGACGGACCCCAGGUCCCAUCCUCCAUUACCUUCAUCCAAACCUAAGUUACCGACGGUGAAAACGAGCUACAACUCGGUUCAACCGAACCCAGGAAGAUGUAUGGCUUGCAAGGAUAGCCAUCUUCUAUACCAAUGUUCCGCAUUCCUACAAUUAUCCGUGGCGGACAGGGACUCGUUGCUGAAAUCCAAAGGACUUUGCAGAAACUGCUUCCGAUCUGGGCACCAGGCGAAGGAUUGCCUAUCAAAGUUCUCCUGUCGGAUCUGCAAGAAGCGACACCAUACUCUGAUAUGCUUCAGAGCGGAGAAGGACAAUAACGUCACGACGGCGGUUGCUGGGGGCAACCAACCAACGAAUUCCCAGGUUUCACAUGGAUCCACAAGCUCCAAUCCUACACAAGUGGCCAACGUGGCGGCUACAGACGUUUCGGCAUGUAACGUUGCUCAGGUAUCAUCAAGAAUCCUGCUUGCAACAGCGGUAGUUGUUGUCGAGGAUGAUAUUGGUGUUAGGUUCAACGCUCGAGCUCUUUUGGACUCCGGGUCAGAAAGCAAUUUCGUGUCGGAACGACUAUCCCAGCGGAUGAAGGUCUCCAGGAAUAAGGUCGACGUUUCGGUCCUCGGCAUAGGACAGGGAGUCGCCAAGGUUAAACACUCAAUUCAAAUGGUUCUGCGCUCGCGGGUUUCGGACUUCUCGCGAGAAAUGACAUUCCUGGUAUUACCCAAGGUGACCACAAACCUUCCCACGGCUUCCAUCAAGACGAAAGGGUGGAAUCUACCAGACGGAAUCCAGCUGGCGGACCCAGCAUUCUUCCAAUCCAAAGAAGUCGAUCUGGUGCUCGGUAUCGAAGCUUUUUUCGAGUUCUUCGAAACUGGGCGGAGGCUUUCUAUCGGAAACCAUCUACCAACCCUCACGGAAUCGGUAUUCGGAUGGGUAGUCUGUGGUGGCUACUCUUCUCCCAACAAAUCCCAACAGGUCAACUGCCAUUUCUCAGCAACCACGGAGCUAGAAAAGUUGAUGGAACGUUUCUGGUCCUGCGAAGAGGAGGAAUUCCAAAAUUCCUAUUCACCGGAGGAGAAAUUGUGCGAAGAUAUGUUUCAACGAGGAGUCCAACGAGGUUCAGACGGUCGAUACACAGUUCCCUUACCCAAAAAUGCAGACAUCCUUCCAAAUCUGGGCGAAUCACGGGAAAUCGCCUACCGGCGUCUGCUAGGAACGGAACGAAGAUUAGCUAGGGACGAGAAUUUGCGAAAGCAGUACGUCGCGUUCAUGGAAGAGUACCUAACGUUGGGACAUAUGCGGAAGGUCGACGGUACCGAUGAGGAAUCCUGUAAACGGUGUUUCCUACCUCAUCAUCCGGUGGUCAAGGAAGCCAGUACCACCACUAAGGUCAGAGUUGUCUUUGACGCUUCCUGCAAGACAUCAUCCGGAGUGUCCUUGAAUGAUGCGCUUCUGGUAGGGCCGGUAGUGCAGGAAGAUUUGAGGUCCAUAAUCCUGCGGAGUCGGACGAAACGGAUUCUCCUCGUAUCGGACGUCGAGAAAAUGUUCCGACAGAUACUCAUUACACCAGAGGACAGGCCAUUGCAGUCGAUACUCUACCGGUUUUCACCUGAUAAGGAAGUUACGGUGUUUGAGAUGAAUACAGUAACGUAUGGAACGAAACCCGCACCCUUUUUGGCAACCAGGACUCUAAAACAGUUGGCAACUGACGAAGAAUCCAAUUUUCCGCUCGCAGCAAGAGCAAUUCGUGAAGACGUCUACAUGGACGACGUCAUCACCGGAACGGACGACGUUGGUACCGCCAUUUGUCUGAGAAAUCAACUGACGGAAAUGAUGGAGUCAGGAGGUUUCAAGUUAAGGAAGUGGUGCUGCAAUAUUCCUGCAGUUUUGGAAGGAGUUCCCACGGAGAAUCUAGCAAUCCAGGAUACCAACGGAGUUGAAUUAGAUUCCGACCAAGCUGUUAAAACUUUGGGACUGACUUGGAUGCCCAUUACUGAUACACUCCGAUUUCAAUUUCAAUUUCCUCCGCUGGAAUUGGACGUCCCACUCACCAAACGGCGAAUCCUGUCGUUGAUAGCCACCCUUUUCGAUCCUCUUGGUCUUAUCGGUGUCACGACGGUAUCUGCCAAGAUCUUUAUGCAACAACUUUGGACGCUGCAAGACGCAAACGGCAAAGGUUUGGACUGGGACCAACCAGUACCUCCAACGGUGGGUGAGGCUUGGCAACGGUUCUUGCAAGCCCUACGUCGAUUUAUCGCACGUCGUGGAAGACCUUGCGAUAUGUAUUCCGAUAACGGUACAAAUUUUGUUGGUGCCCGGAAAAAAUUGAUAGAGCUAAUCCAUUUGCUGAAGAACCGUGUACACCAUGACCGAAUCGCUACUGAACUCACAAACAAUGGAAUCCAAUGGCACUUUAACCCCCCAAGUGCACCACAUUUUGGAGGACUCUGGGAGGCAGCAGUCCGGUCAGCUAAAACCCAUUUGCUUAAGGUAAUCGGAGAAAGCAUCACUUCAUCGGAAGACUUUUCCACAUUGCUGGUGCAAGUCGAAGCCUGCCUCAACUCCCGUCCAUUGGUUCCGAUGUCAGAUGACCCCGAUGAUCUGGAACCACUAACUCCGGCACAUUUCCUUGUGGGUUCGUCGCUUCAGGCUCUCCCUGAUUCUGAACUGCUGAAUAUCCCAUCAAACCGUUUGAACCAAUUUCAACUGAUUCAACCGAGAAUUCAGCAUUUUUGGACUCGUUGGCGACGAGAGUAUUUGAACCAGUUGCAAGCUAGAACCAAGCGAUGGAAACCAGCAGUUCCCGUAGAACCAGGUAAACUGGUCGUCGUCAAGGACGAGAACGUUCCUCCAAUUCGCUGGAAAAUGGGUAGGAUCGUAGCAGUACACCCUGGUGAAGAUGACGUAGUCCGGGUUGUUACCGUGAAGACCGCCACUGGUGAAUUUAAGCGUCCAGUGGAGAAGAUUUGUAUUCUACCGAUUCCGAUAGAUGAUAAAGAAGAUAAUGCACCAUAG